AGCGAUGGUAAGGGUAUACCAUCGAUGGGAAGGCAUGACCGUUGGUGGUCAUUAAAGGUUGAUUCUUUCCUUGUUUGGAAGUCAACCUCCCACCCAGCGAUGGGAAGCUUGUACCCAUCGAUGGGUAGGUGACCGUUGACUUCAAAACUGAAGGAAAAUUGGCUUACCAGCGAUGGAAUUGGAGAAGAUCAAUCAACCUCUAGGCCACCGCUCUUUGAUGGCACCAACUACACAUAUUGGAAAGAGCGGAUGAGAAUAUACAUCCGCUCAACCAACUUUCAGUUGUGGCUGGUCAUCAAGAAUGGCGAGGAAACUCCAAUUAAGAAGGUCGAUGAAAAACUCGUCCCAAAGACCGAGGACGAAUUUGAUGCCGAAGACAUCAAAAAGGUGGAGAACUACGCCAAGGCUAUCAAUAUGAUGUACUGUGCCGUCAAUCCUGAUGAUUAUCGCAAGAUUUCUUGUUGCACCACUGCAAAAGAAAUGUGGGACAAACUGGAGGUCACGUAUGAAGGUACGGACCAGGUUCGGGAAGCCAAAAUUGACUUCCUAACGCAGGAGUACGAGAUGUUCAGGAUGAAGGAAGGAGAAAAGAUCGAUGACAUGUUCGAUCGGUUUUCAAAAAUCAUCAACGACCUUCACGCUCUCAAGAAGACGUACACCAACAGGGAUCUCGUGAGGAAAAUCCUGCGAAGUCUCACACCCGAAUGGAGAUCAAAGGCAGACGCAAUCUAUGAAUCCAUCGGAGUCUCAAAUGUCACCAUCGACGGGGUAAGAGGUAAUCUCAAAACUUAUGAAUCUACUAUUCUAACCCCGUCUUUGGAUGAACAAAAGAAGAAGGGUAUAGCGCUGAAAGCAACCAAGGAGUCCGUGGAAGAUGACUCAAGCGAUGAUGACAACGAGUUCGGACUCGUUAUCAAGAAGUUCCACAAAUUCAUGAAGAAAGAAUUUGAAAGAAAAGGAAGAAAGCACGACGGGCCCCCGAAGUGCUAUGGUUGUGGUGAGAUAGGCCACAUCAAGCCGAGGUGUCCAAAAAGCAAAGGCGGCAAGGACAAACCUGGCUUCAAAAAGCAACGCGCCUACAUCUCUUGGGGAGGCGACUCCGGGGAUGACAAAUUACACUCUUUCCAUCACUUUUUGGUAAGAAACGCUAUCAUGGCCGGAGGAAAAUCCAAGUCGAAGGCCUCGAAGAAGAAGACCGCCGCCGAGGCUACGAGUUCUGCCUCUCAACCUUUCCCGUACCUGGACGGAUCCUUCUUAGAGUUCGGGUCGGAAGAGGAACUCUCUCGCUUCAUCACCCACUUCGCCAAGCGCCCCAUCUCUCCGCCAAGAGUGCUGCCCGAGAUAUACCCUCAACAAAAGGGGUACCACGACCUCGACAAUCAACUCAAAGAGUCGGGUCUGUGGUCGUUCGUCUCCAGAAGCCGUCAAUCCUACAAACCCGCCUACGUCCGGGCUUUCUACUCAAAUCUCCGCCGGGACGGGGACACCAUUCGCAGCAGCAUCAAUCUCUACGACAUAGAGAUUGAUUUGGCUACCUUCGCUCGGGUCGCAGGGCUGCCCACCCGCGGUGACGACAUUGCAACAUAUGGCGGUGAUGAUUGGAUCCUCAACAACGAGGCGGUGGUCAUCCGAGAGCUGGGAAUCACCAACCUCGUCCGUCACAGCGGCGCACCAACCAUUCACUCAGCCCCGCCGGAGAAGCGUCUUCUACUCUAUAUCCUCACCCGGAUUCUUCGCCCCCGGGACGGUAGCCACACGUGCCUCUUCAACGAGGAUCUCAAGGCCGUUCAUGCUAUCACCCAUGGAGCCUCAAUCAAUUGGGCAAAAUACGUCAUGAUUCACAUGGCGGAUUGCGCCUCCAUCACCAACGAGCGGAGCUUGCCAUACGCCUUUCUCGUCGUGGACCUCAUCGUCUCCGCCGACAUCCACAUCGCCGGCCCGGAUACAAAGAUGACGAAGAUUUGGAUCAUCCAAGAUAGCACCUUCCGGAAGAAGUCCGGAGACCAAGACGGCGCCGGACCAAGUCGUGCCCGUGCACCAGCCCGUGCCCCUGCCCCCGCUCCCGCCCGGGCCUCGUUGCAAUCCAUAGCCGAUACUCUGAAUCGGCUAACCCUCACAGUGGAUGGCAUGGGGCAGUCAAUCGAGCGGAUGGAUUGGACGCUGCAACGUCAACACCAUGACAUGACGGCGUUCUUCCGCGGAAUCAACUACGUCCCGCCGCCCUUUGACAGCACCAUCCUCGGCCAGAACUAUGAAGGCGAGGACGAGGAGGAUGACUCCUAUGCUCCGUCUUCCUCCCCCGACGAGGCCGACUUUGAGGACGCGGUCGACGGGGAUCCCAUGGACGUCGAGGACGACGAGGAUGAUGAGAACGAAGACGAUGACGCCGAGGACGCUGUUGCCUAGACUCUUCUUUUCUUUCCUUUUCCUACUAUGAUUGCAUUUCUUUUACUUCCAUUCCGUUGUAUUCCGCAUUUUCCCUUAUUUUAAUAAAAGUUCACUUUUAAAUUCUAAAGUUUACUUUAAUUCUUUUUGUUAAUGUCAAAAGGGGGAAGAUAUCAAGGUUAUGCAAAAAUUGAGGGGGAAUCUUUUUAAUAAAAUGGCAUCUAUUAA
Messenger RNA from Cuscuta campestris, 2613 nucleotides. NCBI's taxonomy places the organism in Eukaryota, Viridiplantae, Streptophyta, Magnoliopsida, Solanales, Convolvulaceae. The record is from the annotation of a GenBank genome assembly.